AUGUCCGCCAACGACGCUAGCUUUAUGAAAAGUACUCAGGCGAGCAGAUCGAGAAAGGGUAAGUUCACUUUAAAGAAAAAGUGUGAUAAAAUAAGUUAUCUGUGAAAAAAUUGUCUGGUUUGAUUAGUUUUCUGAGGUGAAAAAAAAAUAACUUCGCUCGACUACUGCAAAUGUUGAAUUUCAGAACGUCGCUCGUCUUUCCUAUACGGAAUAAACGAAGAUGGAGACGUCGUCAUCACUGGUAAUAUUUUUGAUUUAUAUUUCCCCGGAAAAAAAGUUGUUUUAUAUGAAAAGUAGUAACAUAAAAGCUUUCUUUCCUGCUGUUACAAUAGAAAGCGACACCAAAAAGCUUGUAAUGGAUAUAAUUUUUUCGAAGCUUUCGAGAUUUGGUGAUAAUAACUUGGAAAUCGAGCUUAUGGAAAAUAUUUCACAAAAAUAAAAUGAAAAACAGAAACUGACUUCAUUUAUUUCCAGGCCAGCAACGUCGAUCUCGCUCUUAUGCUCAACGCGGAGUCAAGGCUCAGACCACACGAGCUAAAAGCGCAAUGCCGAAGUUGAACGGAGCUCCCUGCCUGCCUUCCGCAAAAGGUGAGUUUCAGUACUCAAAAAGAAAUGAAUGGUGUGUUUGGAAUCACUAUGAGCCAAAUAAUAAAAGUUACUUCUCCUUUAUAGUAAGAACUUGAACUGAGUUGUCUCAGGCAAGAUCGAGAAGAACGUUUGUCGUCGAUCGCGAUCUGCUGGCCCACGUCCAGAGCCAAUCGUCCGCCGGAACCGCCCGACAUCUGUGGGAAACAAGCAAAUUUCCAGUAAGUUUUUUCUCGAAAGAAAAGAUUGAGAUUGGAACUGCAAAGCACAAUUAUUUUUGCAUUUUCUGGUUAGUUUAGUCAGAUAAUUACAACUUUUUCAGUUUUCAUUUCGAGCCAGAAUUUUUGCAGAGAUUCAACUAGAGAUAACUCUGUAGCCUUCUGAGGGGUAAUGAAAAUAAGAGUACUCUCACGAAAAUCAGAUUUUUGCAAGGUUCAGUUUGACCACAAAUAAGUUUCCUUUAAUUUCAGUCAUGAUAGAAUUAUUUUCAUUCCAACUUUUUCCUAACAACGUUUCAUCUAUUGAGUACUGCACUCAAAGUCGUUUUUUUUUGUGAUAUCAAAAGGUUUUUGUUCCGGGUGGAAGGAAAAAAAGAGAAAUCAUUUUUGCAGUCGCACCUGCGAGUGGUGCCAAUGCGCCAUUGGUUUCCAUGAAGAUAGCGGCAGUCGGACAAAAGAACCCAGUGCCAUCCACGGACUUUAUACCCGUGAAUGGUACCGUCAGCAACAAACCAAGCAGUUAUACAGGUGAAAAUUCUUCUAUUUCUGAAAUCUUCAGAAAAAAUCGGGAUGGGAAAGCCAAUAAGAAAAUUUGCAAUGAAAAUUUGUUUUGGAAGCCUGUGUAUGAUUGUUUUCCAAACAUUUAAACAAAGGUCAUGUCUCCGAAAUCUGAGAACAAACUUUCUCUUGCCAGAAAAAAAUUCCGUAGAAAUGAACUGUUUUGCAGGAUGCGAUCUUUCGGGGAUUCAAGACAGUCGCACUGAACUCGCCAAUGGUUCGGUACCAGCAACGGGCUUGACUCCCAUUGCUGGCGGCCAACCAGGUUAGUUAAAAAAAUAAAUUUCAAAAAUAUCGAUAAAUUCCGAAACAACAUUUGCAAAAUUCUUUUUAAAUUAACAAAAAAACAUAAUCCUUACAUUUAUAGAAAAUUCUGAGACUCUGAAAAUUAUAUAUAAAUUAUUCUGAAGCAGUGGAGGAUCAGAAAAAAUAUAAUGUUUCAGAAAGCUGCCAAGAAGAAUCCGAGACGGCGGAACGAGAAGGACCAAAGUCGGACCUGAUUCCCGACAAUGGUCUGAAAACUAAACCAGUCCCAUCAUAUGCACGCGCUACAGCUUCGUCGAUGAACAGAGCAAAAGGUUUUGAUUUUUUCCAUUAAACAGUUUGGUAAGCUAUACAAAAUAAUUCUGCAAAAUUUAUAUAUUUUCUGAAAACAUUUUUCUCACGAAAAAAGCUCAAUAAUUCCUAUCGAAUUUGGUUGAUGCAACUAUCAAAAAGCCAUUAUGCGAAAAAACUCUUUAUUUUCUCGCCUGUAAAGUACGGAGAUUGAAUAUUCAAAAACAAAUUUUUCAGAUCGUACGGCUUCAUAUAUGCACGGUCUCAUGAAAGGAUCGAUAGUCAAAACUCGAAAAAUUCGUGAGUGACAUUUGUUAAGAUAUAAAAACCUUUUGAAGACCAAAAAAGGAAAAAAUUUACAGAAACAGUCCUUUUACUCUCAGGUUCUCGAAAACUCAUGACUUUUAGUGUCUCUGGUAAAUUUUAUAACACCGAAACGAACAGUUGGGCAAGAAUUGCGAGAAUUACUCGUCAUUGAUAAUAAUCCGAACAUGUUUUUUUGAGAUUGGAUACUCGAAAAUAAACUUCUGAAAGAGAGAAACAUCAGAAAUUAUGAAAACUAUCGUAUAUUAUUGUGUAGCAAAUAAUCAAAGUUUGAAAAGAACAAAAUAUUUCAGGUCGAUCACGUUCAGCCGGUAAAGUCGACCCGAAAAAGACCACCGUACCAGUAAGGAGAUCGCAAAGUGUUGGUGAGUAAUUCGAAACACUUUUUGUAUAGUGUUUACUUGAAAAACUGAAAAAAAUGAUUUGUCCUCACUUUUUUUGAUCAUGAUUUCGAGAGAUAAAAAGAGCAUCCAGCCUUUAAAAUUGAUUGCGAAAAUGUAAAUUAUUAUGUUUCAUACAACUUUUUUCCGACUGGAGCUUGUAUUCAUGAAACAUUUUACAGCCUAAAAAUGGUGUAGAGAGUAUUUUUUCAGCACAAGUCAAAAAAGGCGCCAACGAAAAGCCGGCAUUGGAGGCAAAAGCCGCGCCACCCAGAAAGAGACAAUCUCCUCUCAAAGUCACUCCCUCGACGAAAGGUUGAUAUUUUGCAAUAUUUCAAGACAAUUCAAACUCCAAAAGUCUGAUAAAUCACAAGUCUUCUAGUUGCUCAGACUUUUUCGGAACUUUCACUCAAUUUUUCCUUUAAAACUUCAAAUAGAACGAAAAUUGUGAGGCGUUCAUAUAACGUUUCCAUAAAAGUUUAGUGCAGAAAGAAGAGGAAUUUGAGUUGAGACUCGAAAAACUUUUCAUUCCAUUCUUGGUUUCUAGUUUUUUUUUUCUAUUAGUUACGAUAGUUUAUUAAAAAUGUUGUAACGGAAAAGAGUCCAAAAAAAGUCGUCUACGUAGUUUUCCGUGACUUUCGAACAAAUAAUACAGUGUAAAUUUUUUUGAUUAAGAAACUUCAAUUUCAGAAAAUGAGUACGUACCGCCGACGAAGAAACCGUCACCUUAUCCUUGUACUAUCACCAAAAGAGGUGAGUUUCAAUUGAUAUUGCAUUUUCCGGAGAAUUUUGAGUUUUUGGGCUUUUAAUUGAUUAAAUCUCGCUUGAGAAGAAAAGUGAGAUGAACCUAAUCCAACUUAAUUUCAGUCGUCCCCAAAUUGACGCCAUACGCAGCAGUUCACCCUCAUAUGCCAGGUACUUUUUUUUUUUGAUUAAAACUUAAAAUGAAAAUAUUCAUUUUUUGAUACAAAAGUUUUUACCCAAAGUUUCACGUGCGAAAAAAAUUAGCAUCAACUUCCGAUCUCUUUUAAGUCUAUGACAAAAUCAAAAAAAACAAUGCCUCUUUUGCAGAAACUCAAAAAAACGUCUGUGAAGUCGCCUACAAAGGCCCAUACGAGAUCCUAUGUCUCACCGAAGACAGUUUUUGUCCUAGACCUCUCACUCGAUCGGAACGCCAUUUGCAAGGUCGAGGUACGCGUGAAUUUCCUUUCUUGGUUCUUACUUCGAAAAGCGGAACAACUUGGAAAGCCCAAGAAGUUUUGCUUAUGAAACUUCAAACGAACAAAAAUAAUUAACAUUUUUCAGAUCGGGACCAACAUUUUUGCCUCGAAGAGUUCGACAUGAACAACGAGAGGAACAAGAUUCUUUAA
Molecule: messenger RNA, 3990 nt
Organism: Caenorhabditis auriculariae
Lineage: Eukaryota; Metazoa; Nematoda; Chromadorea; Rhabditida; Rhabditidae
Source: the annotation of a GenBank genome assembly